AGUGAACGCGUGUGCAUAGCUUCGGAGAGAAGCGCAUGGCUUGGGGGAGAGAAGUAUGCACGCAGUCGAACAGCGCCUGUUGAGUGUGGGACGUCUACCAAUCUUCGUCUACUACAAUACCGUCUCUCCCCUCCUCAAGACAAGAUCAUAUAGGCUCAGUGUGGAAGGGCCUUUAUGCAUUAAAACCAAUAAUGUGAGAACCCGAUGCAGACCUCGUGUCAUGGACGUUUAAUUGUAACAACAGCUCCAUUUUAUUUGUGUCGUACAUUUUCUUAACCGGCGGUGAAAUCAUCGAUUUACACUAACCUACUGAUACCUGGAUUGAGAUGCGGCAAUGUUCCGAGCAAUAUGCACACGUGUAAACUUCUGCUGGAUUUGGCUGGCAGUUCUGUUUCUGCUGAAAGUAGAGGAUGUUGGCGCGUACAGCUGUCAUGAGGUGAAGACCGCUUUCCAGGUGCGACAGAUCGGUCCGCUGAAGUGGGUACCGGAGACACCUGGAACAGAUGUGGACCUGUUGGUGUGUAAGCACCAGGGCCCGUCCUGCUGCACCCGCAAGAUGGAGGAGAGCUACCAGGAGGCGGUGAGACGAGAGACCCUCCAGAAUGUCCGCUCCUACAGCUUCGAGCUGAAGUACCUCAUCUCCGGCCACGCCACUGCCUUCCAGGACACCUUCCAGUAUCUGCUCUCCUUCUCCCAGGGCCACCUAUCCUCCCUGCUAGAGGACACAUACUCGCCCCUCUCCCGGGAGGCCCUCCCCCAUGUCAACGCCCUGUUCUCCUCCCUCUCCCUCUACAUCCGCGGACACAACCUCUCCCUCGAAGCUGCCGUGGCCCGUUUCCACGACAACCUCUUCCCGCUCGUCUACGGGCGCCUGGUCAACCCGGGCGUGGGCGUCCAGGGUGGUUUGUCCGGUGAGCGGGGCGAGUGUCUCCGCGCCACACGGCAGGACGUCAACCCAUUCGGCCCUCACCCCGAAAUGCUCGCUCAGGAAUUGGGGCGCACUCUGGGCGCCGGGCGAGCCUUAUCCCUGGCCCUCGCCGAGGGCACCGAAGUCAUGAACGCCACCGAACACGUUUCCUUCACCAAAGAGUGUUUACGGGGCUUGACCAAGAUGCAGUACUGUUCGCACUGCCGUGGGCUGACGCUGAUCAAGCCGUGCGUGGGCUACUGUCUGAACGUGAUGCGCGGGUGCUUGGCGAGCGUGGCCGAGCUGGACGGGCCGUGGCGGCGGUAUGUGGCGGCUCUGGAGGAGCUGACCAAUGCUGUGGCCGGACAACACAGCCUGGAACUGGCCCUGCUUGGAGUCAGGGGGCACGUGAAUGAGGCCAUACUACACGCUCAGCUCCAUGGGCCCACGCUGACCGCUACGGUGGACAAAGUGUGUGGUCGGUCAGCCAAGGAGCCCCGCACCAGCGUCCACCCUGACCCCGCCCCGGAGGUCACGACCUCCACGGUGACAUCAUCGACCGUCCCUCCCUCUGACCCCCCCUCCAUCCCCCCACCAGAACAGCUGAUGGGACAACUUGCCCACCUGAGGAGUUCAUUCCCCCUGAAACCCUCCAAGAACGAUAAACCUAGAAGUCUGAAAAAGAUCUCUAGGGAGUUUCUGAGCUACAUCCAGCGCUAUAAGUCAUUCUUUGCCGUGCUUCCGGAGAUGCUGUGUGAGGGAGAGAUGGUGGUGGACGACUUUACCUGCUGGAGCGGAGACGACGUGGUGGAGAGUUAUACAGGCAGAGUGGUGGGGAACGGUCUCCAGGCCCAGAAGCAGAACCCCGAGGUCAAAGUUCGCAGCCCAAACCCCGAACUGGCCGAGGUGAAGGAGAGGCUGGAGCGCUUCAACCAGGAGAUUCAGGACAUGCUGCCAGGGCUGGGCCAGAGCGAGUCCUGGGGGGAGCUGGGUAGUGGCGACACAGAGGAUGGCAGCGGAGACUGUGACGAUGAAGACGGGUGUCAAGGGUCUGGAACGGGGACGGUCAGGAGCUCCCCUGAUGGUCGACCAGAGGUUUCCAGCGACAAACCCGUAGGAAGUAACCCUGGUGGUCGUGCUCCCCCGGUGGUUAGGCUGAGAGGUGCAGGGUGCCCCCCUGCCUGUCUGUCUCUACCCACGGCCCUCACCCUCCUCCUGGUCACUCUGGCUCUACAGUGGAGCAUGCUGUGAUCAAAUCAUAAUGCCCCCUACUGACCUGGCCCCAUCCACACACACAGUGGAGACUACACCCCUACACCACCUCCUAUGUACCCCAACCCCAAUGCACAGACUGGACUGGGGUAGAGGAAGGAGGAUGGAUGAAGAAAUGCGAAGAGGACGGAGAGAGAGGGAGGAGGGGGUGAAGAGAGAAGGAGAGAGAGAGAUUUGUGUGUGUGGGGGGGGCUCCUCACAGGCAGAUUGUUACAGUACUCAGCCUGCUGCUUCCUGUGUGUAUGCUGUGGACUAGUCUCCCUCCACAGCUCUCCUGCUCUCUGCUUUAACAAUGCACUCACAUUCUCUACCACUGGGACGGACUACCACGCGGUGGGACGGACUACCACGCGGUGGGACGGACUACCACGCGGUGGGACGGACUACCACACACUGGGACGGACUACCACGCGAUGGGACGGACUACCACGCACUGGGACGGACUACCACGCGGUGGGACGGACUACCACGCGGUGGGACGGACUACCACACGCUGGGACGGACUACCACGCGGUGGGACGGACUACCACGCGGUGGGACGGACUACCACGCGGUGGGACGGACUACCACGCGGUGAGACGGACUACCACGCGGUGAGACGGACUACCACACACUGGGACGGACUACCACGCUGUGGGACGGACUACCACGCUGUGGGAC
Oncorhynchus mykiss (rainbow trout) is the source of this 2839-nucleotide messenger RNA. RefSeq names its product glypican-5. Gene Ontology annotation, cellular component: plasma membrane; cell surface; extracellular region. The record is from RefSeq and is a predicted model, not a curated record. Gene Ontology annotation, biological process: regulation of protein localization to membrane; positive regulation of canonical Wnt signaling pathway; cell migration. Lineage: Eukaryota; Metazoa; Chordata; Actinopteri; Salmoniformes; Salmonidae.